CUAAUCCUGAGCAGCUCACGCGCAAGUACUCGGUGGUGGAGGAUGUGGAGUAUGACGCGACGCCCGCCUCCGUCUCCUCCUCCAUGAUGCCAACCCCCCUCGCUGGUCUUGGCGCAUCGAGAGAGCGAUUCGGACGACUCUGGGGGCGAGACGGAGGAGGAGGAAAUGCCAUGGGCGAGCGGGAGGAGGAGAGGUUCAUGAAGCUGAAGGAGGAGAUGCGGAGCUAUCAAGAGCUCGUCGCUCGCCGCGUCAUCAGCUCCUCCUCCCCACGAGAUCUCGAGGCGCUCGAGGCACGAGGCCGGAGGAUCGUCAACGCCCUUGGGAGGCUGAGGGAGCGACAGAUGAGGAGGAGGAGGCUGUCGGAGACCUCCGUGCGCCAAGAAGAAGAGAACAUACAAGCCGUGCGGGCGGAGCUUGAACGAGCUAAACGGCUGGAUGAAGAGCUGCAGCGAGAGCUCGAGGAACGAGAAUAUUUGAUAGCUAAGAAUCGCUUCAAGCCGACGUUGGUUGCAAGAGGAAACAUUCACCACGACAUGCUCGUCUAUCAUCCGCCAACCGAUGAAGAAGUAGUGGCGGCCACGGACAAAAAGCGAGAAGUUUCCAUCCUCCAGCGCACCAAGCAGUUCGACGAAGCACACGAGGACCUCAAGCAGCGAUGGAUAAAGAUAGCGACGGAAGAGGAGCAGAUCAAGCGAAUAGAGAAGGAGUUGGCUGAGGUUUCAGGCCACAAGGAACGACAAGUGAAGAUCUCAAAGACAGCCGUGACGGCUGCUCAGCGAGCGCUGGCGAGGAAGCGAGUGGACGAGCUGAACCGAGACCUCGAGAAGCUGCGCAAGUUUGAGAAGAGACAUCAGGGGAGGAUCGUGGAGCAUCACAAGUCGAUUCGCAACAUCGAGCAUGACAUCAAGAGAGUCACUCAAGUCAUCGAGUCCCUCCACAAGAUCUCCUCCUCUCGUCUCAAGGAGCGCGAGCGCCAGGAGCGCAACGAGCGGCACGAGCAAGGGAAUUUCACUCCCAUCCUCCUUAGCCAGGGCUUCGAGUCUCCUGGGCACCACGUCUAUGGGUCCUUCCACAUCCUCUCGGAGCAGGAGAAGCAAGCGCUGGUCUUGGCAGGGAGGAACGCGAGGUCGCACAACAUCACACCGAUCCUGGCAGGGAAGCAGCAGCAGCAGCAGCUUGAGGUUGAGGAGAACUCAAGCCGCUGCUGCCUUCAUCCUCACGUCCCAGCGCUCGCAGAUAUGGCGAUGCAAGAAGAGCACAAAGAAACGUUUUCCAACACGAUGAUGACUAGGCUCUGGAUCUGCGGUGGGUUGACGCAUGCAGGAGAGGUGGGAAGCGUGAUGAAGUGGACGGGGGAGACGAGCAUCAAGCAGCGCAAGGAGAAGAUUGAGCGAGAGGCUGCUCAUAUCCAGCAGGAAGGCGACAUGGCCGACGGCAAGGGGCAAAGCCGGCCUCGCAGUGCCACUUCCUGCGUCGCGCUCAAGGGAAGUUUGGAGCCUUACACUCAGUGA
Messenger RNA from Guillardia theta CCMP2712, 1511 nucleotides. RefSeq lists its product as hypothetical. The transcript is spliced from 20 exons. The annotation marks the transcript as partial. The record is from RefSeq and is a predicted model, not a curated record. Lineage: Eukaryota; Cryptophyceae; Pyrenomonadales; Geminigeraceae.